Scatophagus argus is the source of this 1396-nucleotide messenger RNA. RefSeq names its product vasopressin V2 receptor-like. Gene Ontology annotation, cellular component: membrane. Gene Ontology annotation, molecular function: peptide binding; vasopressin receptor activity. The transcript has 3 exons. Gene Ontology annotation, biological process: positive regulation of vasoconstriction; regulation of systemic arterial blood pressure by vasopressin; G protein-coupled receptor signaling pathway. NCBI's taxonomy places the organism in Eukaryota, Metazoa, Chordata, Actinopteri, Scatophagidae. Bases 318 to 1370 code for a protein of 350 amino acids. The record is from RefSeq and is a predicted model, not a curated record.
UAUAGUCAACACAGGCUGUGAUUAAGGCUAUGAAAAAAAUUCUCUCAAUCAUAUCACCUGUACAGGGAAGUUUUUUUUCCACUUGCACGAGACUGUUUUUUUGCCAGGUACUCAGAGUACUGAAUGAAUCUAAGCUCCGCCCAGUUUCAUCCUCUGAUAAAACAAAGAUGCACAGCUGUAGAGACCUCCUAGAGCAAGGCCACCCUCCUCUCCUCCUCUCUAGAGAUUAUUCCCGACCUGAUCCCUGUCACAAAAGAAGAGCUUCAAUUCACCUUAAACCUGCCUGGUAGUCUGAGCUCCGUUCCGACCCAAACACAAUGCGUCCUCUGAACGGAAGUGACUUUCUGGAUGGAGAGGACGUGCCGAGAGACGAGAUUUUGGCCAAAGUGGAGAUCGCGCUGCUCAGUGUGAUCUUCAUGAGCGCCGCCAUCCUCAACACAGUCCUGCUGCUCGUCCUGUGGAGACAGCGCAAACAGAUGUCCAGGAUGCGCGUCUUUGUCUUUCACCUGUGCCUGGCCGAUCUGGUGGUCGCUUUCUUUCAGGUGUGUCCGCAGCUCAUGUGGGACAUCACAGACAGAUUCGUCGGACCAGACCUGGUGUGCCGCCUGGUGAAGUACCUGCAAGUGCUCGGCAUGUUUUCAUCGACUUACAUGAUCGUGGUGAUGACAGUUGACAGAUACCAAGCUGUCUGCAACCCGAUGGUGAAGUUCCAGCGGACGCGCACAAGACUGAACAUCCCUGUGUGCGUCGCGUGGGGGAUUUCUGUGUUGGGCAGCUUGCCGCAGAUUUUUAUUUUCUCACAGGUCGAGGUUGCGCCCGGUGUGUUCGACUGCUGGGGAAAUUUUAUUCAGCCAUGGGGGCUGCAGACUUACAUAACCUGGACCACGCUGGUCAUUUUUGUUUUACCCGUUAUUACAGUUGUUGUUUGUCAAGUGCGCAUCUGCCGAGCCAUUCAGAUCAACCUGUACCAAAAGAUUCAACAGCAGGGAAAAGUCGGUCUCCCUUUUCCAUCCAGAGCCAACGGCGUGGCCGGCAUGUCCAAGGCCAGGGUGAAGACGCUGAAGAUGACGGUGGUCAUCGUGUUGGCCUAUAUUGUCUGCUGGACUCCCUUCUUCACUGUCCAGCUUUGGUCCGCCUGGGACACACAUGCGCCAAAAGAAACUGCGACUUUCACCAUCCUGAUGCUGCUGGCCAGUCUGAACAGCUGCGCGAAUCCCUGCAUUUACCUUCUGUUUAGCGGCCAGUUUCCCAAGAGGCUGCUGACGCUCCUGUGCCAGCGGCUGUCCGGCGGUAAGGACUCAAUGCAUGACGAGGCGACGCUGGUCAGCGCCGUGUACAUGAGCUUCAAAAACGUCUCCGAGUCUAAGUGAAGGCCACGCGUUAUGAUUUGGAAACG